AUGGAGGUGACUGCGAAGUGCAAAGCGGCUUUUAAGGGCAGCCCCGUGGUUCUUGAAUGUGAGGAGGAUCUAACUCCUUACAAGCUUCUGGGUUGUGCCAGUGAGUUAUGCGUUCCUCCAGCGGAUCUGGCAGCUUAUGAAGUGACUGAGACAAGCCUGGCAAGGGGUGCUUUUGUGGUGGAAGCGACCUGUAAAGACGGCUACAGCGGCAGUGCAGAAGCAUUUGUAUGUGGAAGGGAUGGGGAGCCGUACGAAUUAUUUGGUUGCGAUACAACAACAUCAACCCUCACCACCACGACCACAACCACAGAGACCACCACAACUACAUCAACUUACACCACCACCACCACAUCGACAUCAACUGUCACCAGCACAACCAGUACGUCGACAACAACUGAGACAACUACAUCCACCACUACGACUACCGAGACGACAACUUCAACCACCACCAGCACAACAAUCCUCUCAUGCAUGGAAGUCGUUGACAAAGCCUAUCAAGUUACUGUAAACAGCUUGGAGGUCCGAGCAUUCCAAGCUACGGCUUCAUGUCGUGAAGGAUAUCAAGGUGAUGCGAAAGUGGAGGCCUGCGAUGCGCCGGACAAGCCUUUCAAGCUCAGUGGAUGCAAAGCAGUUGUUUGCCAAACACCUUCUGAUACCUCAGGAUAUGUUUUGACAGAAGUCAGUGUGAAACAGCUUGACUUCAAUAUCCAAGCUCAGUGUGCCCCUUUCUUCCACGGCAGUGCUGCGGUUGAAAAAUGUGCUGAACAUGAUGAGGAGUACGGACUGUCUGGCUGUGAAUUGGAUCGAUGCCGCUCACCAGAUGAUACCACUGGCUAUAUUGUGACCGAAACAGAUCUGACCUUGAAGGACUUCCAAGUGAAGGUGGCGUGCUCAGAAGGAUACGUAGGAGUAGCAAAGGUUGCAAAAUGCAAUGGAGGAUACAAAGAAGAUUCCUAUGUGUUAGAAGGCUGUGAAAGUACAACAACCACAACAACGACAGAAACGGAAACUACGACCACCACCAGUACAACCACCGAAACUAGCACGCAAACAACAACCUCAACAGAGACGACUACAUCCACUACAACAAGCACCUCGACUGUCACAACCACUUCAACAGUGACAACUACCACCACCGUGACCACUACUGCCACCAAAACUAGCACAAUUACCUCAACAACCACAACGACAGCGACUGAAACCACAACAACAACAAUCACUGAAACCACUACUUCUACAUCCACCAGCACUUCAACGAUCACUUUGACAUCAACUGUCACCCAGACCGAAACAAGCACAUCAACUACUACGACCUCCACCUCAACCACAACGGAAACAACCACAUCAACUUCAACUUCUACCACUAGCAGCACAUCCACCUCAACAACUACUACGACUUCCACCGUAACGAGCACAGCAACCAUCACAUCAACCGCAACAACAACUUCAACGUCUACUUCCACGAGCACAAGCACAACAACCACUUCGACCAGCACUACCACCACAUCAACUUCCACAGUAACCAGCACUACAACUACAUCAACUUCAACGAUCACGAGCACAACGACUACAUCAACAUCUACAGCAACCAGCACAACAACCACUUCCACAAGCACGGUCACAACAACCACAACGACUGCAACAACAACAAGAACCUCCACAUCAACAGCGACAAGCACCACGACCACAACUACCUCUACAAUCACCAGUACAACCACCACUUCGACUAGCACAAGCACCACGACUACAUCUACUGUCACAUCUACAACGACCACGUCUACGAGCACAGCUACUUCAACAACAUCGACCUCCACUACGACUCCCAAGGGAGUGUGCAUAGCUCCUGCUGCGACAAAAGGUUAUCUAGUCUCUGAGCACAAUCUCUUUAUGGACGAGUUCUCUGUCACCGCCAGGUGCAGCAAAGGCUUCGCAGGGACAGCUGUUGUGUCAGCUUGCACCAAGCACCUGGAUACGUUUAGCUUGAGUGGCUGCACACGCGUGUGUCUGGCACCUGCUGACUCGGAUGGCUACCUGAUCAAAGAAGUUUCGGUUGUGCAAGAUCAGUUUCAAGUUGAAGUGUCUUGUGCAGAUGGCUUUGCCGCCUAUUCCACGCCCCAAGCUGUUGUAUGUGGGGGCGCAAAAGAAGAGUACAGCCUCCAGGGCUGUGGUCCAAGGAAGCGAUGCUUAGCCCCUGAUGAUGUCACAGGCUACCUCAUCACAGAAACCGAUCUGCUGGCGCACGAAUUUGCAGUGAGUGCAAAGUGUGACUCUGGCUUUGUUGGAACGGCCACAGUGGAGCCAUGCGCAUCUGAUUUGGAGUCUUAUAAACUGAAGGGAUGCAGCAAACGUUGA
Messenger RNA from Durusdinium trenchii, 2352 nucleotides. The record is from the annotation of a GenBank genome assembly. NCBI's taxonomy places the organism in Eukaryota, Dinophyceae, Suessiales, Symbiodiniaceae.